Laetiporus sulphureus 93-53 is the source of this 390-nucleotide messenger RNA. RefSeq lists its product as uncharacterized. The record is from RefSeq and is a predicted model, not a curated record. NCBI's taxonomy places the organism in Eukaryota, Fungi, Basidiomycota, Agaricomycetes, Polyporales, Laetiporaceae. The transcript has 2 exons. Bases 1 to 390 code for a protein of 129 amino acids.
AUGGCUUUAAUUCGUGGGAUGAACAGCCGCUGUUGCUGUCCAAUCUGUUUAGUGCCUACUGAAAAGCUGAUGGACCUGCAUCUUGAUUUUCCUCUUCGCACUGCUGCAGAUUCAAGAGCUAUUGUUAAAGCAGCACAAACCAUGAAGCGAGAGGAGGCAAAUGAGCUUCUCAAGAUAUAUGGUCUACGCCCAGUUGAAAAUGUUUUCUGGAACAUUGCUAACACUGAUGUGCAUCAAGCACUAUCAUUUGAUCGCCUGCAUGCAUAUCAUCUUGGCCUAUUUGGUGACCAUCUCUUUGCUGAGGUCUUGCAAAUGCUAGGAGGACUUGGACGAAAUGCAGCAAGCCAGGCAGAUCAACAGUAUGAAUAUUUCAUUGAUAUAUGUUAUUGA